Molecule: messenger RNA, 2435 nt
Organism: Theobroma umbraticum
Lineage: Eukaryota; Viridiplantae; Streptophyta; Magnoliopsida; Malvales; Malvaceae
Product: eukaryotic translation initiation factor-like protein
Molecular function (GO): mRNA binding; translation initiation factor activity
Source: RefSeq, a predicted model, not a curated record
CUAGAGAAACAGACGGCACGUGAGUAAAGAGGCAACCCCCUCCCUUCCAGAGCUUCUCCAUUCUUCACCUUCUUUUUUUUUUUUUUUUGGCUAUAUAGACAUAGUUCGUUCUUCUUUUACAUUCCAGCCUUCAAGAAGUCGGGGUUCCUCUUUUGGUUUUUUUUUCUUCUUUCUAUCUCUGUUUAUUUUUCCUUUCUAAUUUGCCUAUACAAAUUCUUUAAUUCAUAUAUAUUUAUUGAGAGAGAGAGAAAGUAAGAUUUUUUCUUUUUCGGAAGGACAAAGAAACAAGAGGGAAAAUGUCAAAGAAGAAAGCUUUCAGUGGCAGCACUAUGACUUUGAAAGACUUUCAUGGCGGUUCAAUCCCAACUGAUCUCCCUCUCCCUUCUGCACCUGGCGUCAUUGUUAGGCCUACGGAUCGUUCUGGUUUCGAUAGAGCAACAUCCUGGGGAAACCCGAUAGGCCGGCCUGAUCACCGUCCCCGACCCAACUCGUCUCCCGCAACUAGGCAUUUGGAUGAUAAAACCCCAUUUCUUACCAAUUCAGUGCAUAUUGGUCGUAAUUUUGAUGAGGAUGAAAGGAAGCCAUUGGAUGGGGUUUCUGCCCCGCGUAGAACUAUUAGUGACGAGAGUUUUCGGGUUCCACCUAGUGGUGUGGAGCUGAAGCCGGAGUCUGCUUAUGCGGGGAGGGUGUCGGGUCGACAUGGGUCAGCUCCGGUAUCUCCAUUGUCGAGUGGAGCAGGGAAUUCAUACUCAAGUAGAUUGCCCGAGGCUGCUCAUGUUGGUGUGAGUUCUCAGAGUGCAGGGGGGAAUCACCGGCCGGCAGCUUCUGGGUCGUACCCUAAUGCAUGGGCAGCUAGGAAGGAGGUGUCUAUGAGUGUUGCUGAGCCUCCACAAUCUGCCUGGUCUGAACAAAGUGCUGUCUCAAAGCUGGCUCAUGCUAGCGCACUGGAAAAGGUUUCCUCAGGUAGAUGGCAGUCUAAGCAGUCUGUUCAAUACCAGAAAGAUGUUGAUGUUAGUAAACAUUCAGAAAUAGAAAAUGGUUUGCAAUCCCAGGGGUAUGAUGAUAAGAUGUACAGCAGAAUGAAUGCUAUGGGUGGGAGGGAAUAUUCUGAUGCAACAUUGGCAAGGCAUGUAGAAAGGGGUUUGAAUAUUGAAGAUGGAAUUCAGGGUGGUAGAAAGGACUUACCUGACUAUGAAAGGAACCAGGCUCCUAAUUAUUUGGAAGUUAAAGAAAGGAAAUCAGUAAUUUAUGGUGAAGGGAUUCAAUCAACUCGUUCAGAUGGCAAAUUUGUUGGUUCUGAAUUGCAGUCGUCACCGUCAGUGCCAUCGGAGGCAUAUGAGAGGCCCAAGUUGAAGUUACUUCCCCGGACUAAGCCAUUGGAUAAUCUAGAAUCACCUGUUAUUGAUUCUAAGCAGGGGCAUCAGUGGCUUAAUGAAUCUGUUGUUACCCACGUUGAAAUUGGUAAUGGUUCACAUGGAAAUGUGAAUACAUCAAAACCUGGUUUAGCUGGCAGUGAGAGUGGGAACCAGACAGUGGAGCGUCCAAAGCUCAAUUUAAAGCCACGUUCUCAGCCCGUUGAACAAUUGGAAGGCAACGCUGAGAAGGAAAGAAAUGCGUUGUUUGGUGGUGCUCGCCCACGAGAACUGGUUCUCAAGGAGAGAGGGAUUGAUGAUAGCAACCAAGAGCCAGGCCAACAUCCUGAUAGGGUCAAACAUAAUAUUCCACGGACUGAAAAAGUUGCUGAUCAGGCAGCUCCUCGCCAUGGUGAAAGAGUUGAGAAUCCUCCUGUUGAUCAAAGAGCUGGAAGAAAAUCGGAGAGGAAUCAUCAUGUCGAGAAUGAAAGAGUUGAUAUGCAGAGGAGGAAUUGGCGUAAUGACAAUCGGCGAAAUGGCAGGGAAACAGAAAGGCAGCCGCAGCAACAGCAGCAGCAACAGAGGCAGCCUUCACCUGAGACCUGGCGUAAGCCUGCUAAUCAGCCUAAACCAGUCUCUCCUGAAUCUGCUGGCGUGCGCUAUGGAAAAGCAGCAUCAGCCGUGGAGCUUGCCCAAGCCUUUUCGAAAUCAUUCUCAGAUCAGAAAACAGAUGAUCGCUAUGCUGGGCAAAGGGGCCUUCCUGGCCCGAACCCAAUGCCUUUUUCUCGGCUGAUGGGUCCAACUCCAAGGCCCCAGAUAAACGGCUACUAAAAUUUUGAGAGGCGUAUUGCCUUAUUCGCGGUGAGAAGAUUGUGUUACUGGUAAUUGGAUUUAUGCAGUUGCUGAUAUAAUUGUGCUGUCCUGUCUCAUGAGUAUCAUCACAACUCAUGAGUGCAUGCACCUGAAUUUUUUUUCUUUUUCCAUUUAAAAGAAUUUUUCAGGAGAACAAUUGGCAUAGGAAAUCAAUUGCUAUGUCUUCUUUUUUGCGAUUCUCAACUUUUACUCGUUUUAACCAAGCUGAAA